Molecule: messenger RNA, 4014 nt
Organism: Periophthalmus magnuspinnatus
Lineage: Eukaryota; Metazoa; Chordata; Actinopteri; Gobiiformes; Gobiidae
Gene: filip1l
Product: filamin A interacting protein 1-like
Exons: 6
Coding region: 164-3766 (1200 amino acids)
Source: RefSeq, a predicted model, not a curated record
AGACAACCAGCCCCCGACCACCCCCCGACCAACCCCCCAACUUGCCGUGGUCUGAACAGGCGAGGAGGGAACGCAGCAACCGGUGCAUUCGCUCUAAAAGGGAUAACCGCUAGUCUUGCUGGAGGAGAAUUCGCUGCAGCAGAGACAUAUAGAGGCGGGGAGCAUGAGGUCCCGCAGUAACAGUCUGGAGGAUGUGCCCCGGCUGCACCCUUCACACCCAGCUCUGGGCGACACGCGGCGACGCUCCGGAGAGAGGGAGGAGCCUACAGGCCGAGAACGCCGCAGCAGGCACCGAGAACCGCCCGACCACACGGGAACUAUACAGAGGAACCACCGGGCACACAAGAACAGCACCUGCACCUGUCCCAACACAUGCACCAGCACCAGCUCCUGUCCCAGCGCGGCCACAGCGGGCACUGCCAAGGCCGGGCGCAAGGAGAAGGGACGGGACCUCUCCAAAGAUGAUCUUGUGUUUCUACUGAGUCUGCUGGAGGGAGAGCUACAGGCCCGGGAUGAGGUGAUCACUGUGCUGAAGGCAGACAAGAUGGACCUGGCUCUGCUGGAGGCCAAGUAUGGCUUUGUGACCCCACACCAGGUGCUCCAGGCGCUGCAGAGGGACGGUCUCCAGGGCAAGAGCCAGCUGUUCCAGGAGGACAUCUACGAGAGGCCCAUGGUCGAGCUGGACCGGCUGGUGGAGAAGCAGAGGGAGACCCACAGGCGCAUGCUGGAGCAGCUCCUGAUGGUGGAGCAGUCUCACAAACAGGCCCUGUAUAAGCUGGAGGACGAGAAGAGAAACCACGAGGAGUUCAUGAAGAAGAGCGAUGAGUUCACCAACCUCCUGGAGCAGGAGCGUGAAAGAUUGAAACUAUUGAUCGAUCAGGAGAAGGCCUACCAAGAGAGAAAAGACGAGGAGCACAACUCAAAGGUCUCAGGUCUGAAGGAGGAGCUGACCAAACUCAAGUCUUUUGCUUUGAUGGUCGUGGAUGAACAGCAGCGCCUGAGUGAGCAGCUCCAGCAGCAAACAGCCAAGGUCCAAGAAGCCAGCGCCUCCGCCUCCCAGGCCCAAGAGGAGCUGAGCGCGACCACCGCCCGCCUGCACGAGGAGGAGGAGAAGGUCCGACGCUUAGAGGAACAGCUCCGAGACCAGGCCGCAAAACACCACCAGGAGCAAGAGGCCAUGACCGCCAAGCUAACCCACGAGGACGCGCACAACCGCCAGCUCCGCCACAAGCUCUCCGCCCUGAGCCGAACGCUGGACGAGCUGGAGGAGAGCAACAAGACUCUGCGGCGAGCUGACGAGGAGCUGCAGGAGAUCAGGGACAAGAUCAGCCGUGGCGAGUGCGGCAAUUCCAGCCUCAUGUCCGAGCUGGAGGAGCUACGGAAGCGCGUGCUGGAGAUGGAGGGCAAGGACGAGGAGCUGAUCCGAAUGGAGGAUCACUGCAGAGACCUCAAUAAAAAACUGGAGAAGGAGGCGGUCCAAAGCCAGAGUCUGAAGUCCGAAGUGGAUAAACUCAACCUCAGAAUUAUGGACUUGGAGAAGUUAGAGGACGCGUUUAGCAAGAGCAAACAGGAAUGCAACGCCCUCAAAAGCAACCUCGACAAGGAGCGAACGGUAUCCAAGCUGCUAUUCAGUGAACUGGAAAGCUUACAGGGUCGAGUCAGAGAACUGGAAGCUGCGGAGAGUCAGUUAGCAAAGAGCGAGCUAACGUUAAAAGAAGAUCUGUCCAAGCUAAAGACGCUAACAGUGAUGCUGGUGGAUGAGAGGAAAACCAUGAGCGAAAAGCUGAAGCAGAUGGAGAACAAAGUGCAUAGCAGCACGGGGAAGCUUCAGGCGGAGCAGGACAAGGUAACCACGGUGACAGAGAAGCUCAUUGAGGAGAGCAAGAAGGCCCUGAGGUCAAAGGCCGAGCUGGAAGAGAGAAUGUGCAGCGCCACCAAAGAGAGAGACGAACUGAGAGCUAAGCUGAGAUCAGAGGAGGAGAGGAGCGGUGAUCUGGAGUCUAAAAUCAGCCUGAUGAAGAAACGUCUACAGGCCUUGGAGACAGUCGAGAGAGAGUAUCUGAGAAACAAGGCCAAAGAGGAGCACAUCAAAACACCAAUCGCAAACCGCUUCCAACAAGAGGACAACAAGGUGAAAGACUUGACGCAGGAAGUGGAGAGGCUGAGACGAAAGCUUAAAGAUAUGAAAGUGGUAGAAGGCGACGCAUUUAAGACAGAGGAGUUUGAACUACUCGAGAAGAGGUUCACGAACGAGCAAGAGAAAGCCAAGGCGCUGAUGGAAGAGUUGGAAAUUUCAAAGAAGGAACUGUCAAAAUAUCAGCUCGCCGAAAAGAAAGAGUGUAAUCAGGAGACGGUUCUGUACAAGAGACUGAAGGAAGAGGAGGCGAAAUCCAGCCACCUGAGCCGAGAAGUAGCUGCGCUCAAAGAGAAGAUACACGAUUACAUGGGCACGGAGGACUCCAUGUGCAGGAUGAAAACGGAUCACUCCAGCUUGCAGAGGAAGCUCACCCAGCAGGAAGUCCGGAACAAGGAGCUUUCCAGGGAGAUGGAGGGCCUCACGAGAGAGCUGGAGAGGUACAGGAGGUUUAGCAAGAGCCUGCGCCCGGGCAUGAACGGCAGGCGCUUCUCAGACCUCCACCUGUCCACCAAAGAAGUCCAAACAGAGCCUUUGGACCUAAUGUCUCCCCAGCACAAAACCAUGGUGCCACUGGAACGAGCUGUGGUCAAUGGGAAGCUGUACAGCGAAUCUGAAGACAACGUGAAUUACAACAACGAGCUUCAAAUAAACAAGUGCAGCUCUUCCAUGAUGAAUAAUGUCAAUAAUCUUAACAACAUGCGUAGAGCCCGAGCGCCAAUGUUGAAAAGCAAAGAGCCGGUGCAUCAGAUGAACGGUAAUGUGUCCCCACGGCAAAACGGCGACGUGGUUUUGACCCACACCCCAGGUCAGCCUCUGCACAUCAAAGUGACCCCCGACCUCAGCCAGAGCACCGCCACUCUAGAGAUCACUAGCCCCACCUCCGAACCGCCCCAAUCCUUCACCAGCACGGCCGUCAUCCCCACCAGCGGAGCGCCACCCAAACAAAGGAUCACCAUCAUCCAGAACGCUUCGCUAUCUCCCACCGCAAAGCCCAUGUCCCCCAAAUUCAAAACGAUGGACGAUCCGUGCUCCCCGGACAGAACCGCAUCUCCGUUCUCCGUGACGGCGUUGUCGAGAGCCAUGACCCCGGAUUCGUGCGGUUCCGUGACUCCUGACCGAGCGAUGUCCCCGAUCCAGAUAGUGCCCGGCGAGCCCGUGGAGGUGGUGGGCGGGCACGCGGUCUUCAGGGUGACCCCGGAGAGGCAGGGCGGCUGGCAGGUGCAGAGGUCCAACAGCACGGGGCCCAACGUCAUCACCACGGAAGACAACAAGAUCCACAUUCACCUAGGGAGCCCGUUUCUGAACAUCGGAAGUCCCACGCAGGAGCAGAGGACUCAGGUGUUGGCGAACUGUAGCACGCCUCCUCCCAAAGCAAACAACAAAAUCACCAGUAGCAUAAUGAUUAAGCCCAGCGCCAGCCCAGUGCAAAGGCCCUCACAAAUAACAAUCCCUCUAGAAGCAUUCCGACGCCCCGGGCCCACUAAGAUCCCCAAACCCAAGAACUACGCAACCAUCAAGGUGCCCGCGAGCGCCCCCAGCUCUUCAGGCGGACCGGGGAAACUGCAGGCGCCACAGAACACAGCCACAAACAACAAUAACAACCCCAACCUGAUGAACCGGAGACUAUGAUGGAACUAGAUGGACAAAGACAGGUUAAAGUGAUGUUAAACUAUUGAGAAGGGCGGUAAGAUUUUUAUAAAUGCUUUAAAGGGCCCAUAUUACCUGUACGAUACCUUCUGAUCUGUUAUGUUGUUUCCUCAUCAUAAACAGACCUGGAGUUGUGUUUUGCUUCAUUCACACAUGUUUAACACACAAAUCCUGCAUAUUUAGGCUCUGUUCCACCUUGUGAUGUCAUCAUGUGGUAAUACAGGGAGUGC